Molecule: messenger RNA, 606 nt
Organism: Humulus lupulus (European hop)
Lineage: Eukaryota; Viridiplantae; Streptophyta; Magnoliopsida; Rosales; Cannabaceae
Exons: 1
Coding region: 1-606 (201 amino acids)
Source: RefSeq, a predicted model, not a curated record
AUGGCUCGCACACGCACCAAAUCUUCUGCUGCAAUCCAAGAACCUCCCAUCCAAGCCAUUCUGAAUCAAGAACCUUCCCCAACAAUGGCUACUGAAGCUCCAUCCGCCCAGAACCUCACCAACAAUUAUGGCCAAACAUCAGCUUCCAAUCGAUUUUGUCCCCUAGAUAAUAUGGAUCGACCUACCCUUGAAGAUGCCGACAACAAUCCAUAUUUCUUGGGUACUGGAGAUCACCCGGGUCUCAUUCUUGCUUCACCUCCACUGACAGACAAGAAUUUCCAGCAAUGGCAUCGGGAUUUCAACAUCUCAAUCGGAGCCAAAAACAAAUCUGCUUUUCUCAAUGGCACCCUUCCUCGACCCCUUCCCACUGAUCCUUUCUUCAGUUCAUGGCAAAGAUGCAACCAAAUGAUCAUGUCUUGGAUUAUCCAUUCAGUUUCCCCAAAUUUAAAGAGUAGCAUCAAGUUCUUAGACACUGCAGCUGAAAUGUGGGCAGAACUCAAUAAUCUAUUCGAUCAAGGAAACAACCUAGAAUUUUUUAGCUACGGGAGACCAUCAUUCGUCUUCAUCAGGGUGAUUAUUCUGUCAGCUCUUACUUCACAAAAUUGA